Messenger RNA from Prorocentrum cordatum, 841 nucleotides. The record is from the annotation of a GenBank genome assembly. Lineage: Eukaryota; Dinophyceae; Prorocentrales; Prorocentraceae.
CGCCGCAGGACCUGACGGACGAGGGCCGCUGCCAGGCCGGGCGCCAGGCGCUCGCGCUGCUGAAGCGGCGCCCGCCGCACGAGCCGCCGAGGCCAGCCGAGGUGGAGGCGGUGGCGAUCGUCUGCGAGUUGGUGCCCGAGCUCGAGGCGAAGGCUUUUCGGCUAUUCGCGAAGCAGAUGGAGCUCCUCGCCAGCGCGGGCCAGUUGGACUCAGGCAUCUGGCUCUGCGUGUCCGGUGCGCCGGCCAAGCUGCGGCUGGCGCUGCUGGACAGGGUCGCCGACGCGGGCGGGGCGGCCGCCCUCGAGGCCUGCGGCAUAGGCGCCGGCGCCGUGCUGGGGGCGUGCGCCGACUUCGCGGUGGAGGACGCAGCGUCGGCACGCUCCCCGCGCGAACGCGGCGGCCCGCGGGCCCAGGCCUUCCGCGUGCUGCGCCUUGUCGCCUCGUCGCCCGUGGAGGGCGCUGACGUGGGCGACGCGCGGCGGGGGCUUGCUCUGCUGCGCGUGUUCGGGAGGGCCCUCGGGCGUGCCGGGCUGGCCGCGCUGCACCCGCUGCUCCGGGACAUGCAGCAGAGGCCGUGCGAGUACCACUGGGUCGACUACGUCGCGUUGGCGGACGCGCUGGCCGAAGCAGGAGGCCCAGACGAGCCUUGCUGGGACGUGCUCGCGGUGGCGCUGGUCAACUACUGGGACGCGCUGGACAGGCGCGCGCUGCUGAGGUCCUUGACGGGCGCUCCAGCAGCCCUGGCCAGCGUCCCGGAGCCGUUCCAGCGCGCGUUGGCGCGCCAGUGCGAGCAGCGGUCCGACGUGUUCCAGCGCGUGGGGGCCGAAGGCUUGGCCCGCUG